Messenger RNA from Astyanax mexicanus (Mexican tetra), 1714 nucleotides. RefSeq lists its product as uncharacterized. Gene Ontology annotation, cellular component: plasma membrane; axon; type III intermediate filament. NCBI's taxonomy places the organism in Eukaryota, Metazoa, Chordata, Actinopteri, Characiformes, Acestrorhamphidae. The transcript has 8 exons. Bases 71 to 1600 code for a protein of 509 amino acids. The record is from RefSeq and is a predicted model, not a curated record.
GCCCUCCACCUUCCUGCAUUCUCCAGUCUGCUCUCGCUCUGCUCUCAGCCAGGAUCCUCAGCUGUCCAUCAUGUCCAUGUCUAUGUCCUUGUCCUCCUCCAGGCUCUCCGGCUACUCGGGCGGCGGCUUCUCCCGGGGUGCCGGUGGUGCUGGAGCCAGGCUAGGUCUGGGGCUUGGUGGAGGUGCUGGAGCAGGUCUGGGGCUUGGCCUAGGCUUGGGUGGAGGUGCUGGUGCUGGUUUUGGCUAUGGCUUGGGUGGUGGUGCAGGUGCUGGUGCUGGUUUUGGCUAUGGUUCGGGUGGUGGUGCUGGAGCAGGAUUUGGCUUUGGAGCCGGCGGAGCUGGAGGAGCGCUAGUCGCUAGUCCGGCCUUCGCCAUGGGCCGCACCAUCGCCGCAGGAGGGCUGAGUGCAGGCUCUGCUUUGGCAGCUGGCCCUGCUCUGGGUGUCUCCGUGGCUCCCAUCCUGUCCCGAGAGGCCGAGAAGAGCACGCUGUCCAAUCUGAACGACCGCUUCUCCACCUACAUGGCCAAAGUGCGAGCACUGCAGCAGGAGAACGCUGCUCUGGAGGCCAAGUUGUCCCAGCUGACCGGAGGUGCCGACAUGUCUCCCGAGGCAUCCAGCACCACCACGGUGGAGUACGAGGCCCAGCUGAGCGAGUACCGCAGCACCCUGCAGACCCUCACCCUCGACACCAUCAAACUGGAGAUCGAGCUUGACAACGUCCGUGGUGCUGCUCACGAGGUCAAGGCCAAGCUUGACUUUGAGCAAGGGGUCAAGUUUCAGCUGGAGUCGGACAUUGCUUCUAUGAAAAAGGAUAUUGAAGCAGCAUCUGACCUAAGAAUCGAUCUGGACGCAAAAUACGCCAGCCUGAAGAGUGAACUGGACUUUGUCACCAAAACGCAGGAAGAGGAGCUGUCCAGUCUGCAGUCCAAACUAGGCACGAGCACUAUGGACACGUCCGUCUCCAUGAUUGAAGUCGACACUGGGAAGUCGUUCGACAUCUCUGCAGCUCUCAACAAGAUGCGUAUGGAGUACGAGAAGUCUGUGCAGCAGAAUCGAGAGGAGGCUGAGGCGUACUACAAGAUCAAGAUGGAUGAAAUCCAGACGGCUAACGCUAAGAGCACAGAGGCCGUGUCAGUUGUCAAAACUGAGGUCACCUCUGCCAGGAAAGAGCUGCAGGCGCUGGGCAUAGAGCUCCAGGGGCUUAUCACGCAAAAUGUGACCCUGGAGCAAAGCCUGGCUGAGGCCAGUGCCCAGUCCAGCGUGGGGGUGGCUGAGUACCAGGCCCAGAUAGCUAGCCUAACGUCAGCCAUCGAGGCGGCUAAAGUGGACCUUCAGAAACAGAUGCUGGCCUACCAGGAGCUGCUGGAUGUCAAACUGGCCCUCGACGUGGAAAUCUCCACCUACAGGAAACUGCUGGAGGGAGAUGACUUCAAGAUGCCAGACUACACCGAAACAUCCUACACUUUCUCAGGGGGAAACCCACCCCAAACCAGCACCCCCCAGGACUCCCCCCACGGCCAGGUGGAAAUACACACUAAAUACGUCCACACAGGCAAGUCCACCUCAAUCACUCAGCCAGACACAGAAUCAGGACUGUAAUGUAACACAUGCUGAGUUUAGAUCAUGAUGACCUUCAUGAAAUUGAAUGACUCAGUCUCUUUCUCAAUCUCUAUCUCUCUCCUGCAGCUGGUGGAAAAAUACAAGUUAAGGAGA